ACUUUCGAUUGGAGUUAAGUCUCUUCAGUAUAAGUAAAAUCUACUUGUCAAAUUUAUUACAAGUAUCUAAAAUUUAAAAAAUUAUGAACAAAUAUUAACUUUUAAAGACUAUUAGCAUUCCAUAAGGGGUUAAAUUAUUAAUUCCAGCAGUCUCUUACCCCAUAUUUUAACCUUUCUGGUCUUUUAAACAAGUAAUUUGCCGGAAAUUAGCUUGAUUUUCGUCUUUGUGAAUAAGAUCGGUUAUUUCAAUAAAACGUUAGCGACGUGUUGUUAACAGGCGGGCACGUUGAUGAUUAGGUACAGAGUAAGUUUUGUACUUACGUUUUUAUGACUACUAUGCCUGUUAUUAAGGACAAAGUUGCUUUGAUCAGCGGUGCUAGCUCUGGGAUUGGAGCUGGAACAGCCGUUCACUUUGCAUCACUAGGAUGUUGGUUAGCUCUGACAGGAAGAAAUGAGGAAAACCUAAAGAAAACUGCUGACCGAUGUAAAGAGGCUGGAUUGCCUGAUGACAAGGUCUUUCUUGCACCUGCUGAUUUGUCAAAUGAAGAGGAUGCCAAGAAUGUUGUUAAAUCAACUAUCGAGCAUUAUGGGAGAUUGGAUAUCUUGGUUAACAGUGCAGGAAUCUUGAUUCCAGGUUCUACAGAAAACACAUCUCUAUCAGAUUUUGACAUUCAAAUGAACAUUAACUUACGAUCUGUGUUUCACGUAAUGCAGCUCUCUAUUCCUCACCUUAUAAAAACGAAAGGGAACAUAGUUAAUGUUUCAAGUGUGACAGGAAUCAGAGCGUUUCCAGGUGUGGUUGUAUACAACAUGAGUAAAGCAGCUUUAGACCAGCUGACUCGGACAGCUGCUCUGGAGUUGGCAGCACAGCAAGUUAGAGUGAAUGCAGUGAAGUCUGAAGAACAAUAUGAAAAGUUUUUAGAACAUAGCAAGACUACCCAUGCAAUGGGACGUGUUGGCACCGUUGAUGAGGUGGCGAGAUCUAUAGCAUUUCUAGCUUCCGAUGAUGCUUCUUUCAUAACGGGACAGACGCUUGCUAUUGAUGGAGGCCGAAGCGUCAUGUGUCCUCGUUAAGACCAAGCCGUAGAAAGUGACCUCUUGAGACUGGUGUGGAUAAAUAUUUUUCAUCUGUUUAAUUUAGGAGUCUGAUAUGCUUGAUAAUGUGACACGUAUAUAUAAGUAGAAAUAUUCCUAAAUUGAUGAAACUUAGUUUAUUCCUAUGAUGAUACAGUAAUAUUUUGUAUAUUAAUAUAAAACUAUUAAGCCUUCAUAACACUGUUCUGUGUAAUAUUUUACACAAGUUUAUUUCUCAACUAUGGUAUAUAAAUCACUACCUUUUGAGUUAUUUUUAAAGAAACGUAACCUUUCUUCAGACUACUUUUUGAAAAAAAAUGUCUACAAUAAGAAUAUUCUCUCUGUCAUCUUAUUCGUAACAGAUGAAUACAAGAUGUUUCAGAAAGUUGUAUUUUUGUGUGGCUUGGAAGAAAUUAAAAGUAUUGGAAAAUAUAGUAUGUUCUAUGUUA
Molecule: messenger RNA, 1523 nt
Organism: Limulus polyphemus (Atlantic horseshoe crab)
Lineage: Eukaryota; Metazoa; Arthropoda; Merostomata; Xiphosura; Limulidae
Product: 3-oxoacyl-[acyl-carrier-protein] reductase FabG-like
Exons: 9
Coding region: 328-1074 (248 amino acids)
Molecular function (GO): oxidoreductase activity
Source: RefSeq, a predicted model, not a curated record